This is a messenger RNA of Artibeus jamaicensis (Jamaican fruit-eating bat), 1185 nucleotides long. It is a transcript of the gene RBMXL2, whose product is annotated as RBMX like 2. Gene Ontology annotation, molecular function: RNA binding. The record is from RefSeq and is a predicted model, not a curated record. Gene Ontology annotation, biological process: positive regulation of mRNA splicing, via spliceosome. Lineage: Eukaryota; Metazoa; Chordata; Mammalia; Chiroptera; Phyllostomidae. The transcript has a single exon. Gene Ontology annotation, cellular component: spliceosomal complex. Bases 1 to 1185 code for a protein of 394 amino acids.
AUGGUUGAAGCAGAUCGCCCUGGAAAGCUCUUCAUUGGCGGGCUUAGCCCCGAAAUUGACGAGAAAACCCUCGAGGCCGAGUUCGGCAAGUAUGGCCGCGUCAUCGAGGUGCUGUUGAUGAAGGACCGAGAAACCAGCAAGUCCAGAGGCUUCGCGUUCGUCACCUUCGAAAGCCCCGCCGACGCCAAGGCCGCCGUCAGAGACAUGAACGGCAAGUCCCUGGAUGGUAAGGCCAUCAAAGUAGCCCAGGCCACCAAACCGGCGUUUGAGAGUGGCCGGCGGGGCCCCCUGCCGCCAUCUCGCAGCCGUGGUCGCCCGAGGGGCCUGGGCGGGGCCCGUGGCGGUGGCGUUGGCCCUCGGAGGUCUCCCUCCCGGGGUGGGUCCGCCGACGAUGGCGGUUAUGGGGGAGAUUUCGACCUGCGGUCGUCCAGGGCCCCGAUGCCCAUGAAGCGUGGCCCGCCGCCGCGCAGGGCUGGCCCUUCCCCCAAAAGGGCCGCCCCGUCGGGCCCGACACGCAGCGGCGGUGGUGGAAUGCGCGGGCGGGCCUCGGCUGCGCGUGGGCGAGAAGGCUAUGCGGGCCCACCUCGCCGAGAGCCGCUGCCCCCACGCCGGGAUCCCUACCCGGGCCCCUGGGAGGAGGGCUACUCGCCUAGGGACAGCUACUCCAGCCGUGACUACCCGAGCACCCGCGACUCCCGGGAUUUCGUUCCCUCGCCCCGAGAGUACACCUAUCGCGAUUACGGCCACUCCAGUGCCCGGGACGACUUCCCAUCCAGAGGCUACGGCGACCGAGAAGGCUACGGGGGUCGCGGCCGUGAUUACGCGGAUCAUGGGAGCGGAGGUUCCUACCGAGAUCCCUUCGAGAGCUACGGGGACCCUCGCAGCAGCAACCCUGCCCGAGGGCCCCCGCCAUCUUACAGCAGCAGAGGCCGCUACGACGAGUACCGGGGCUGCUCGCCCGACGCUUACGGCGGCGGCCGCGAUAGUUACGGCGGCGGCAGGAGCGACCGCUACUCGAGGGGCCGCGACCGGGUCGACAGAGCGGAUCGUGGGCUGCCCCCGUCCCUGGAAAGGGGCUGCCCUCCGCCUCGCGAUUCUUACAGCAGAUCAAGCCACCGGGCUCCCAGAGGUGGAGGCCGCCUAGGAAGCCGCUCGGAGAGAGGGGGAGGCCGGAGCAGAUACUAA